AUGAUGACUAAGACCAUCCAUGGAAAUUCGCAAUUCCAGAAGCCGUGUUCUCCACGCUGCACGUGGGAGUCACCCGGUGGAGGGCACCGUAAUGAAAUAGACCACAUUAUCGUCAAUAAAAGGUGCUGCCUGAAGGAAGUCGCUGUUGUACCAAAGUUCUAUACGGGAUUGGACCAUCGCCUUAUUCGAGGAAGAUUUUCCUUCACAAGGAGAGGAGAAAAAGCCGCCAAGUUCAGAGAGAGAAAUCCCAGAACUAUCAUUAACUGGGAUCUCUUCGCUACGCUAGCCUGCUUUUUGGAAGAUUCCGCAAUGGACAACAUCGACGAGGAAUAUGACCGGCUCGUUGAACUCCUUCACGACUGCGCGAAGAAGGCUGAGAGUUUCAAAACCACCUAG
This is a messenger RNA of Necator americanus (New World hookworm), 396 nucleotides long. RefSeq lists its product as uncharacterized. NCBI's taxonomy places the organism in Eukaryota, Metazoa, Nematoda, Chromadorea, Rhabditida, Ancylostomatidae. The record is from RefSeq and is a predicted model, not a curated record. The coding region runs from base 1 to 396 and encodes 131 amino acids. The transcript has a single exon.